AUGGGCAUCGUAGCCAAAAAUGAAUAUGUCUCUCAGCCCUCACGGAACCCUAAAAGCUGGCUAAGGGGCCAUUCUCCUCGCCACCUGGGCCUGCGUCUGCCGAAUCGCUUCCUAAGGACUUUGACUAGAAACCAAAGGUCCCAUUUUUCAUCUGCCAUUUAUUUGUCAUUGUAUAACUUAGGUAAGUCCCUCCGCCUUCACUGUCAGUUCUUCACUCAUUGUUUUGCAUCCAAGGAGUCUGGAAAUAAGCGGGAACGCCCUGCACGUGAGAGGGGCCCUGAAAUUCACGAGGGGCUGGGGCUUUGCGUUUAUUCCUCCAGUUCCGCCUGCAGCAACCCUGACGAUCGAGCAGGGCCCGCGGGGGAACGAGCGGAAGCGGGCAGCGUGCGCUGCUGUCCCGCUACCCAGCCCGCUAGGCUGCGCAGCUGCGUCUGCGGGCGGGGAGCCGGGGCGGCCGUGGGCUUCCUCCGGGCGCGGGCUGACGGCCGCCGCCUGUGGGCACCCCAGCCCUGCAGCCGAGCCGGAGGGGCGGACCAGCGGGUGUCGGUAGCAGGCUGCAGCGGCCAGGCCUCUGCGGCUUCUCUGAGUACUGGGUCCACUGGAGAGGGAAGAGCCGCGGCCGCGAGGAUUCCCAGCAGCGGCCGCGUGUUGAGAGCCUAGAAGUGGCCCCGAAGCCGUGCCUUUCCCGAUAGCCAAGCAGAAGUAGGACUUGAAGCACCGAGGCUGGGAUGCCCAUGCUGGUGACGCCUUGGGGCUCGCAGUUAUACUUGGUGACCGGUCUACACGGCGAUUCGGUGCUUUCCCGAGUAGCAGAUUCAUCUAUCUUUAGACCCACCUUCGUCCUUCCGCGGUUUAGCACCGCCUGCGCUUUCCUGCGAGCCCUGCUGUCACCCGAACAGCCUGAUGACUUCACGCUCAACCACUGGAGGGCACAACCACAUCAUUUUUAAAAAACAGAUUCCUCCACUUAAAGGACAUGGUUUUGGGGGAAAGAACAUUUUAAAAAUGUAAAAAGAUAUAUAUCUAUAUCUAUAUAUCUAUCUCAGAUUGUUCUGUUAUAAACUCAGGUGGGAUUCUUCAAAACAGGAGGUUGUUCCAGUCUCUUCAUUUUGCAGCUGAGAAAACGAAGGCCUUGGAGCUUGAGAACUCCAGUUGCCCAAGGCGCACAGGUGGUGGGUAAGGAAGCUGAUCAUUUCUCCAAAGAAUCCUUCCAUGACCCAGGAGGAUCCGGUGGGAGAGCAGGGCCGUCCACAGCUCAGCUAGGACACAAGAAGGCCCAGGGUGGCAGGAGCCCCACUGUGUGCUGCGGAGGAUGGCAGAGGAAGUCAGCAUUGUCCCGAAACUGCAGGAUCAUGUGAUGUGAUGGGAAAAAAUUAUGAGUACAAGACACAGGAAGAGCAGGUCACGGAAACACAUGGUGCCCAGAAGGGCUUAACUAGUUGCAGCUGUGCAGGGUGAUGCACAGAGUGCCACAAGGGUGUCCUGAGUGAGAGUGGAUGUCCCCUGCCCUCUGGCUUCGUGAAGGCUUCGUGAAGCCUGCCGGGUCACCCUUGUUUUCAUGGAUAGCUUCUUUAGGACACUCUCUCCACCAGUAAUUGACAAAGUCUCCUUCUGUUGAGUGUCUGAUAAAGGACUGAGUUUACAUGAUUGUUAAGAUAGGAUCAUGAAAGAAGACAGAAGACGGAUGUGAGUGGCCCUCAGAAAAAAAGCAUCAAAGGAAACUGAGGAGUCUGUGUUCCGAGUUAUAACAUCAGUCCUGUGUUGAAAGCAUAUUGACUUUCCUGACUUCUUAUGACCACAUUUGAGGAAAGGAGUAAGCACUGGAAUCACCAACACAGCAUGCUUACGGAGGGUGGUCGCCAGCUUCAUCAGCCUCCCAAUUCCACGGAGCCCCUUGAAAAUCCAGGAGCGCAGACUGGCCACAGUAGAGAUUUAAUAGGAGUUUACUGGAGGUUAUACUCCAGUCAAAGAAGAUGGAAACCAAGAAAGGACACAUUUUGGAGAUUAGCACUGGCUCCAGGAACCCAAUGAACAGAAGACUCAGGCUGAAGGCUUGUGCAUUCAGCCCAGAGAAAAUCCACUUAAAUUCAGAACAAUUAAGGACUCUGGGGAAGAAGGACUUCACACGGUCGUGUGAUUGGAAGGCAGAUAAAUUUUAGGACACAAUGGAAGUUCCUAAGAUUUUUUAUCCUUUUCCAAUAGGAAGGAUAAAAAAAUCAUCUAAAACUAGAGGAAAAAUCAUCUAAAACAAGGUAUAAAGAAAUGGCUCACGUGUGACCCUUACUUUACUGUGACAUGGAGCAUUUGAUGAAGGAUGCGGGAAGGGAGCCUGCUUAACUAUGAAGUGAGUAGCAUUGCCCCAAGAGCACCAUGACAGAUGCACAGGACAUGGAGGGAAGGAAAUGGCAUCCUGGCACAGCCCUGGCUCUACAUUGAGCGAUGUAGACAAAAUCAUAAAGGCUGCUCUAGUUUUCUACUUUUAGAAUCAACCUACAGACAUGUAAGACUUAAUUGUAGUUGUAGAAUAAAAGAUAAAAUAUUAUUGGCUUUCAUAACAAUAAAGUCCUAACAAUGA
This is a messenger RNA of Pan troglodytes (chimpanzee), 2575 nucleotides long. RefSeq lists its product as uncharacterized. Bases 1 to 660 code for a protein of 219 amino acids. The record is from RefSeq and is a predicted model, not a curated record. Lineage: Eukaryota; Metazoa; Chordata; Mammalia; Primates; Hominidae. The transcript is spliced from 4 exons.